GCAUUCGCGCCAAUUGCGCCAUGAUUUUGCAGUUGCUUGAAUAUAUCGUUGGAUUUGCUGGUAUCAUUGCGCUUUCGGUGUUGUGUUUGCAUCAUGGCCGCCAUAUCUCCUCGCAGCAUUGCUCGGGACGGAUUGAGUAAGCCUGUUCAGGAUGAACGUUCGCCUCUUGUCUCGGUCGCGGAGACCUCGGAGCCGGAAAACCAUACCGUCGACAACAGUGGUGAACGCGAAUUCGGAGGUGCCGUCGGCGUGAGCGCGAUGAUGAUUGGAUUUCCUCUUCUCAUGUACUACAUGUGGAUCGGUGCAACUUUUUACGAUGGUCAUAUUCCUACUCGCGAGCCUGGACAAUCCUGGAGCGCAUUUUUCAACCAUCUCUUCGACCUUUGUUACGAGCAUGCAUUCCCCCACGUCAAGGCUUGGACUAUCUACUGGACGUUCUUGAUUUUCGAAGGCGCUUGCUACCUGUACAUGCCUGGUGUCUAUGGUAAAGGCAAGAGAUUGCCAAGUCUUGGAGGCAAGCAGUUGGAAUACUACUGCUCAGCCGUGUGGAGUUGGUACACGACUAUCAUUCUGGCCAUCGUUCUUCAUGUCUCUGGAUUAUUCCCUCUUUACACUCUCAUCGAUGAGUUCGGAAGCAUCAUGAGUGUGGCUAUAAUCUCUGGUUUCUUGGUCUCCAUUAUCGCCUACUUCUCCGCUCUUUCCCGCGGCGCCGAACAUCGCAUGACUGGCUCUCCCAUCUACGACUUCUUCAUGGGCGCAGAAUUGAACCCGAGAUUGUUCACUUGGUUGGAUUUCAAGAUGUUCUUUGAGGUUAGAAUUCCUUGGUACAUCUUGUUCUUGACCACACUGGGUGCGUGUGCGAGACAGUACGAGAAGUAUGGUUACGUGUCUGGAGAAGCCUGGUUCUUGUUAAUGGCGCAUUUCUUGUAUGCGAAUGCUUGCUCGAAGGGUGAGGAGUUGAUUAUUACCAGCUGGGACAUGUACUUCGAAAAAUGGGGCUUCAUGCUUAUCUUCUGGAACCUCGCUGGUGUACCUCUCUCCUACUGCCACUGCACUCUUUACAUCGCCAACCACGAUCCUUCCGAAUAUCACUGGCCAACCUGGGCUCUUGUGCUUCUGUUCAUCACUUACUUGUUCGUCUACUGGAUCUGGGACACAGCAAACAGUCAAAAGAACAUGUUCAGAGCGCAAGAAAGAGGUGUCGCUCUCAACAGAAAGACUUUCCCCCAACUACCGUGGAAGGCUGUUGAGAAUCCUGUGUUCAUCAAGACAAGAACAGGCGAUUCGAUCUUGUGCGAUGGGUGGUACGGCAAAGCCCGCAAGAUUCACUACACCUGCGACCUCUUCUUCGCCCUCUCGUGGGGUGCCAUCACAGGCUUCCACUCACCAUUCCCUUGGUUCUAUCCAUUCUUCUUCUCAUGCAUGAUUGUGCAUCGUGCCAUCAGAGAUAUCCAGAAAUGUAGAGCCAAGUAUGGAGAUGCGUGGAUGGAGUAUGAGAAGAGAGUGCCAUGGUUGUUCAUUCCAUAUGUCAUCUAGGUCGUCGAUAAAGAAAUGGGUAUUACUGAUCAGGAAAAACGAUAGACGGUGUAAGCAGAUUAAUGAACCAAAGACCGUUGACGAAGCUCUCAAGGACCAUCACCAGCAAGAGAACUUAUCAACAUCUAUAUCUCCAAGUUCCAAAAAGUGAUGAUGCUGCAGCACGUGCCGCGAGUUCCGGCAGAACGAUUGUCGUCGUAAGCCUGUCGAUCACAUGACCCCAUGGGGCUC
Molecule: messenger RNA, 1767 nt
Organism: Aureobasidium pullulans EXF-150
Lineage: Eukaryota; Fungi; Ascomycota; Dothideomycetes; Dothideales; Saccotheciaceae
Product: sterol reductase/lamin B receptor
Exons: 5
Coding region: 94-1536 (480 amino acids)
Biological process (GO): ergosterol biosynthetic process
Cellular component (GO): endoplasmic reticulum membrane
Molecular function (GO): Delta24(24-1) sterol reductase activity
Source: RefSeq, a predicted model, not a curated record